AUGGCCACACAUUACAUUGAAAAUGCAAGUAGUGGCGGUCAAUAUUAUUUUGAUACUAGUAAAGCUACUACUUCACAAUCACAUCGAAAUUUAUCGUCGCCUGUAGGAACCUAUACAGUAUAUCCUAUUGGUAUUUCAAGUUCAUCAAAUCAACAAAUUCGUUAUGAUGAUUUACAUAAUACAUCUCAACAAUAUCAAUCAGUUGGUGGAUUUAAUAAAGAUGUAACUCAACACCAAUAUCAAACAUCGCAAUUAUCAACACCUCAAAUUCGGGCUACUGCACGAGCAGUUAAUAAUCAAGAUCUAUAUCGCUUACAACGUUCACCACAACCAAUACAAGUUGCACCUCAACAACAUCAUUUUCAAUUUGAUACUCGUCAACAAGCAGGACAUCCAACAGGUCCUGCAGUAGUUUAUCAAACACCAGGUGCUGCUCAAUAUACACAUCAUAAUGUUGAUUUAUGGACUGAAGGUUCAUCUCAAGAUCUUGAUCAUCAUGUACAGGCACAACGAGUAUCAGUUCGAUCUGUAUCAACUGGUUCUCCUCAACUAUCUCAGUCUGUUUCUCCUCAACGACAUCAAGAUCAUUUACAACAAUACUAUAGCCAAUUGACACCGGAACAACAUCAACAAUUAUUGCGUCAGCAACAAAUUCAAAGACAACAAGAACAAAUUUCUCAUCAUGAGCAGCAACAUCAAGUUACUGCUCAACAAGUAUCUCCAUCACCUACUUAUCAUCAAGAACAACAUCGUUCAACAGGUGGUUUCGAUGGAGGACAACAUUAUCAACAAAUACGUGUUCGGUCAGAAUCGGAACGGCAACGUGAAGAUGAACAAAGUUAUUAUGCAGCUCAACGUCAAAUGGCUGCACAACGAGCACCACAACAACAACAACAACAACGACAACAACAACAACAACAACAACAACAACAACAACAACAACAAGAACAAAUUUCUCAUCCGGUUGGAAUUCGAAGUCUUAUGAGUAAAUUUGUUGGACCAACAUCCGUUCAACAAUAUCAUCCAAGAUCAAAAUCAACAUCAGCAUCAUCUCGACAUUAUUCAAGUUCAACUCAUACAUCAAAUAUUGGUCCACGUCAAACAACAACUCAUACAUCAUAUGUUGGUCCACGUCAAACAACAACUCAUACAUCAAAUGUUGGUCCACGUCAAACAACAACUCGUACAUCAACAACACGUACAAUGACAUAUUCAGCAUUACCUAAACCACAUGAACCACCUGUUAAUAGUGUUGAAUAUUAUCAAAUGCAAAUGCAACAACAAGGUGGAAAUCCAUUUACAAAUAUUCAACAAGCAGCUGCUCCAGCACAUAUACAACAUAGUCCAACUGAUUUUGGUGCAUUACGUGAUCGAUUUAAACUAGGAUCAGCUUCCGAUGAUUUUAAUCAAACACAAGUUAUACAACGACAACAACAACAACAACAACAACAGCAAUCAACAGCUAUGACUAAUGGUGGAAGUAAUUUAUCAUCAUUACGUAAUCAAUAUAUGAAUCAAGCAAAACAAGCAGUAUAUAGUGAACCGUAUACACAACAAGUUCAAAGCAUUUCACGAACAAUCCUUGGAGAAGAUAUACCUCGACAACAACAACAACAACAACAACAACAACAAACAUUUACCCAACAAGGUCCUCCUCAACAACAGCAAGCAUAUAUCGCACAAGUUCUUACUCAACAACAACCAGCACCUGUAACGCAAGUUUUUUCUCAACCACAACAACAACCUGCACCGCAAGUCCCUCAACAACAACCAGCACCUGCAACACAAGCUCCUCAACAACAAUCAGCACCUGCAGCACAAGCUUCCCAACAACAACCAGCACCCACAGCAGAAACCCCUCAACAACAACCGGCACCUGCAACAGAAGCUCCUCAACAGCAAUCGGCACCUUCAGCACAAGCUCCUCAACAAGAACAAUCGCAAACAAGCAAUGAAACCGUUGAUCAAAGCGUACCCUCAUCUGAAGUAAAAUCUUCUGAUACUACUAAUACUGCAACAGCUUAA
Molecule: messenger RNA, 2025 nt
Organism: Rotaria sordida
Lineage: Eukaryota; Metazoa; Rotifera; Eurotatoria; Philodinida; Philodinidae
Source: the annotation of a GenBank genome assembly